Myxocyprinus asiaticus (Chinese sucker) is the source of this 4475-nucleotide messenger RNA. RefSeq names its product Na(+)/H(+) exchange regulatory cofactor NHE-RF2 (gene nherf2). Gene Ontology annotation, cellular component: apical plasma membrane. NCBI's taxonomy places the organism in Eukaryota, Metazoa, Chordata, Actinopteri, Cypriniformes, Catostomidae. The record is from RefSeq and is a predicted model, not a curated record. Gene Ontology annotation, biological process: protein localization to plasma membrane. Gene Ontology annotation, molecular function: signaling receptor binding; protein-membrane adaptor activity. Bases 1086 to 2723 code for a protein of 545 amino acids. The transcript has 7 exons.
CAAAGUGUGUAUCAGAUGUUGAAUACGUCUGUAAAUACAUUUAGCGCCCUGCAGUAGUUGUAGUGCUGUAAUAACUUGUAUUUUUACUAUUUUCUAAAUAGAAAGUAAGUAUUGUUACGUGGGAUUCAUGAGAGGUUUUUUAAUACAUCAGUGUUUGUAAAAGCAGUUGCAUAAGUGUGGUUGAGUUGGCCUGUUUUGAAUGCUGUUUUUUGUGCAUAUUAUAGAGCGUAUGCUUGAAAAUCACUGCUCUGGGGUCAGUUAUGUAUGUGCAUUAUUUAAUAAGUGGACGCUGCAUGGGUUAGAUAUGCCAGAUCUGUGUGGGAAGAGGAAGAGUUCCGCGUGCAUAUCUGUAACUUAUCUAACAUUUGAUCUCUCUCUCUCUCUCUCUCUCUCUCUCUCUCUCUCUCUCUCUCUCUCUCUCUCUCUCUCUCUCUCUCUCUCUCUCUCUCUCUCUCUCUCUCUCUCUCUCUCAUAUCCUCUGCCACCUGUUUCGUUCUCACGCUUGCGCUCCGGGCUUAAACACUGUCCUCAGAGACACAUUCUUAAAAUGAUCGAUUAAUAUGUUCCAGAAGACCGAUAUGCAUCAUUAUAUAGUCUGAUUAGACGCAUAUGGAAUCUGACUGAUUGAAGGACGCUGGUCCGAAGGAAGGGUCUACUAAAAACUUUUUGGACUGUUGGGAUAAGGAGAAUCAUUUUUGUGGACGACACCGUGGACAAACUGGAAUAAACACCGGUUUCAAUACAAACUGGAGUAAAUAUCAAGUUUAACACACACUCGAAUAAAUUAAUUAAAACCAACGCAGGAGACGAUGUUGGUUUUACAACGGAACGCGUGUAACGCUCGAGACAAGUGUGCGGUUGGAUUAAAGUGACAUAAGAUUUAAUGUGUUGCGUUUUAAUUAUUUUAUUUCAUUAUUAUUUAGUUGUAUUUAGCUUAUUUUAUUUUAUUUGGUUUAUUUUAAAAUUUUAAAUAAUUAAGUAAAACGCUUGCAGACUCGUCAUGUGCAAAAAUGCAUCCUUAACUUCCAAGAAAACCUUAAAUAUAUAGGGUACAACGUACAGAUAUAUUUAUGUUGUGAGUGAAUAUGGCGAAUACUCUGGAGAGAGAGAUUUUGGAGCGCGAGCUCCGUCCACGCUUGUGUUAUUUAACUAAAGGAGAUCGCGGAUUCGGAUUCCAUCUGCACGGUGAACGGAGCCGAGGAGCGCAAUACAUCCGCAAGAUCGAGCCGGGCUCCCCCGCUGACCUGGCCGGUCUCAAGUCCGGUGACCGGGUGGUGGAAGUGAACGGAGAGAAUGUGGAGGGAGAAACUCAUCAGCAGGUUGUGGAGAGGAUCUUGGCUGUGGAUCACCGCACCAGGCUGCUGGUGGUAGACCGUGUCACAGAUGAGUUCCUGAAGUUUCACGGUCUCCAGUGUACGGAGGAGAGGGCGAUAGAGAUGGGCUCUCUCUCUUCUCGCUCCUCCGCGGCGUCCUCUCCGCGCGCCUCCCCACGAGACUGCGCCACACCUCCCUACAGCAGACAGAGCUCAGACGGCAUCUCAGUAAAUAAGAGUCCCAGUACCUCAGGAGUGAUUAACGUUUCUCCGCUGUACAGAGCUCAUGCCCGUCUGGCUACACCUGUGUUCUUGUCUCCCCCCUCACCUUCUGAACUAAAAAAUGAGCGAAUAACUGAACCCUUCACACAACCCAGCAUUGAAUCCAGUGCUGAACCCUUGACUAAACUCAGCGUUGAAUCCAGUCCUGAACCCAAGAUUGAAUCAAUAACUGAAGGCAUCACAAAACUCAGAAUUGAAUCCAACAUUGAACCCAAGACUGAACGAAUUACUGAACCCAACACUAAACCCAGCAUUGAACUCAGCUUUGAAACCAUCACUGACCUCAGUGAAUCACAAACCAUCACACAGGUACACUCUGAUGAGGAAACAUCAUCGGAGGGGGACGUGGUAACGAAGGACCUGCGUCCGCGCUUGUGUCACAUGAUCAUUGGUGAGCAGGGCUACGGCUUCAACCUGAACUGCAACAAAUCUCGCGCGGGCCAGUUCAUCCGCUCCGUGGACCCCAACUCGCCGGCGGAGCAUGCAGGAUUGAGGCCGAGGGACCGGCUCAUCGAGGUGAAUGACAAAAGUAUCGAGGGUCUGCGUCAUGCUGAGGUGGUGGCGUUGAUUAGAGCGGGUGGCAGAGAGACCCGUCUGUUGGUCGUUGACCCGGAGACAGAUGACCUGUUUAACAGACUGGGCAUCACACCUACAGCAACUCAUCUUAAAGAGGACUGUGUGGAUGGACCAAUCAUUGAGACCCCAGAGACAAAGUGUCCAAUCACAGACAGCCCUGUAUCUGCUUCACCAGUCACAGAUGUCCCCAGGAUCUCUCCACCAAUCAUAAACAUCACACUGACAGAUCCACCAAUCACAAACGGCUCUCCACGGCACAAGAGUUACGGAAGCUCCUCCUCUUAUUCCACUUUAUCAGAGACGAGUGCCGAGCUCAGCAGUUCUGACACCAGCAAGGUCACUGAUUCAGACCAUCAUUCCCAUAAUGAGGUCCGUAACUCUAACCGAGAUGGGAAAUCUGAGCAGCGGCCGUCAGACCCGUUCUGGGAGAGCGGUCUGCACCUGAGCCUGACUGCAGCUGAGGCCAAACAAAAAGCCCGUGCCAAACGGCCCAACAAGAGAGCGCCCCCUAUGGACUGGAGCAAGAAACAGGAGAUCUUCAGCAACUUCUGAGGAUCGUAUACAUCUCGAUUCUAUUCAGAUGCCACCUAUGCAGAAACUGAAGCAAAGAAAUAAAGCUUAGCCCAAAUUAGAUCAAGCUCCUGAUAGAUUAUUAUGGCUUAAAGACAUUUUGAGAGACAUUAAGUUCAGUGAGAGGAACUAAAAUUGGACAUCUACUGCCUCAAGAACUUAUUUUAAGAACUUGUGGACAGCAGUGUGUUCGAGUGGACAUGUACCAUGUUCUACAGAGAAAAGGAUGAAAGAUUUGGCAUUUCACUGUUUUAAGAGCAGGCGUAGAUUCAGACUGAAUGAACAAAAAUGAAAGUAAUGUUCUUACGUGAAUGCAAAAGAGCUGUUUUUAAUGGACUUCAGGUUAUGGGUUCAACUGAGCACAUUGGUGAAAUCUGACAUUUCAUUGCGAGAAUAUGUUUCACGAUCAGGAAUUCUGUUACUUAUGUUUUUUCGCACAAAUCACCCUGAUGAUAUUUAAUAGUGCGACAGUGGUGACAUUUUUGCAAAAUGAUAUUACAUGGUCGAUUAGACAUAUCACGUCAGUUCACGCUCCUCUAAACGCAUCACCCAGCGGCGUGACCCGUAUCUGAAUGUUCACAAACAGUAUGUCGUUGCUCAGCUGUUUCGAACUUCUUUUUGGCUCUGAGCGAAGAACGAGGAAGCAUUUCACAGUGAGUGUGCCGGGCCUUUAGAGAGUAAACAGACUUACAAGUCAGUAAUACAACAACAUAAGCAAUUCCUCUUAAAGAGACAGUAACAUGAGAUGUUCCGCAAUAUGUAGUUCCAAAAGUUCUCAGAAAAGAGGUGAAAGUGAGACAAUUGAAUGUGUAUUCAGAAUGGAUAGAAAGUUGUUUUUUGGAGUAAGUGGAUUAAUAGUUAUUGAUCAAGUGCUCAUGGAACAGUGAAAGUUCAGGUGAUUUUGUGCCCCAUUAUGUUGGCACCAUGACUGCAAUCUUCUGGAGGGAAUAAGAGACAAAGUUACAACCAGACACAAUGAGGAAGGGAUGGAAAGUGAGAGAGAAAGACCGAGAGGGGAACACAAAGUGUAAUUAAAAGACUAAGGAAGAAAGAUAUACUGAGCAAAUCAAAAAAGAAAGUGAUACAGCAAUGGACAAAAAUACACUUGCAAGAGAAAAGAAAAAAGAAUGAAAAUAAUAUGGAAACUUUAGAAGAUCUGAAGGUUUCUAGUUUAUUCCUGAAGUUUAAGCUAUUUAAUGGCUUUUAUUGAUUUUAUUAAAACAUCAGUCUGUACUAUUAUUACAUUUAACACUUGUAGAUAUGUGUUCAUUCUCAUGCAGUUCAGCCUACAGUAUUUCAUCUCUGUUUUACUUGUGAUGUUGUCAUACCUUGCACAAAUGCUAGUUUAACAUCUCUAAUAAUCACAUAUUAUAACAUACAGUGUAUUUACAGACAAGACAAUCCAAUACAGUAAAAAAAAACAGUCUUUAUGUCUUUAUCAUCUCAUUCUAGAUUAAUAUUAGCCAGACUGUUAUAUAAUCUCAGUAUAUAAUCUGGUGGAUGUCAAUACCAAAAGUGAAACAGCUGUCUUUAACAGAUGACUACAUGUACAGAAAAUUAAGUGACAUGUAUAUACAGUAUGAUAUAUAUUCAGAAAACUUACAACAAUGUAAAGGUAAUUACAGAAAAAGCAGUUUUACUACUAUCUAUUAUAUUUAAAUCAGUUUUGUUUCUUAUUGUACAAAUGCUCACUUUUCCUCACACACUAAUAAACAGAGUAUUUUAGAUUUUUAA